AUCUGAGAAACAGAAGAAAGAGUCAGAAGAAAAAGAAGUAAAGGGAAAAGUGCAACGAGUGAGCAUGAUAGAACUUGAGACAGGGGAUUCACAGGCGUGUGACGACAACCUGCUGAAGUUGCACGAGCUAGAAUUUAGAAUUGCCAAUGACAUGCUCAAAGGUAAAUACAAAGGCAAAAAAGGCCGCGAACUUACCUCGAAGGAACUUAAGGAAAAACUACGCAGGCUGUGCGACCUGGAAGUUCAGAUCGCAGAUGAGCUAUUCGGCCAAGAAUCCGAAGCAUCCGGAACCAUGGACGUUGAAGGCACCAUCGCGAAGGCUACCCUCAAGCGCCCGCCCGGCGAGAAAGAAAGGCGGGGCAGCCGUGACGUUGAUCGAGAUUCAGACAGAAGAGACUACUACGAACGCAGAGACUACUAUGAUCGUCGGGACUAUCCACAAGACUACGUGGACCAAUACGGCGGUCAAAUGGAUUAUAAUGCUCCGGCGGAGUUCCAUGCUGACUACAGACAGAUGACAACACAGAUGCCACCGCCGACGCAGCCCAUGCCUCAAAUGCAACCAUUUCCUCAGAUGCAACCGAUGCCUCCGAUGCAACCGAUGCCUCAGAUGCAACCGAUGCCUCAGAUGCAACCUAUGCAACCUAUGCAACCGAUGCCACAGAUGCCACAGCCACCACCCGUAGCACCUCAACCACUGACACAAACAGUAAUUCAACGGAGUGCUCCGGGACCUACCCUGGGAGCAGUCGAAGAAAUUGGUAAUGACUUGGUUCGCCACCAGGAAAAUAUCGAAGUAUCCGGUGAAUCUGGUGUUCAGGUAAUCAAGCACACCACGCACUCGGAGUUAAUCCGCUGCGGAUCGGCGGAGCCUCACGCCAUGGAGAUUCCAUCCAAGCCGGCUUUUUCUGUUGAGAGCAUCGAUCCCGGGCGAAAACCCAUCGUCGCUACUUUCGAGCAGGUAGCUGAUGAUCAGCAGACUGUGGUGAAGCUCAAGACUGCCAUUGACAUUGAGAUCAUACCACAAGGUGGUAAGCAGCCUCUGUCCAUGGCAGAGAAGACCGAGGCACUGACGCGCUCGAAACCUGAGGAGACAGAGGAGGAGGAACCACCGCCUGCCCCGCCAAAGAAAAAGCGCUCCAAGGAAGUGCAGCGGGCACGUUCCCCGAGUGCAGUUCGUUCACCGAGCCCUCCCGUGAUCGAAGAGGAGGUUGAGGACGAUGACGAUGAACCGUCGGGGCCGCGCAUCCCGGAGCUAGCGGACCGCCGCGUGACCACUGAUGACGAAAUUCCGCCGGGACCGUCCUUCUGGCAGUGGAUCUGCCAAAGCAUAUACUCUCCCCGAGGAGGCGCCCGUUGCAACGUGACCGCCGAACGGCAAGACCGGCCAAUGCCACAGAAUCGGGGCCGAUCGCGGAGUCGGGACCGCGAUGAGAGGGUCCGCGAGAAAGAGGAAGAGUUGCGCCAGCUGAUUGACAGCGUCAUCAAGGUGUCUCAGGAUGUCAUCCUCGCGCGGCGCGCCAUUGAGCUUGGCGGCGUCGGCGAAGACCGUUGCAUGGGCAACAUGCUGGAAGCUGAGGGCAAGUUGCGCAACUUAAUCGACCUGGAAAUGAGACUGGCGAACGAACUUUCCAACUUCAGGAACUCUGACAUGGUAGCCAACGAAGAGUCGCGUAUAAGCGUACUCAACGCGGAAGAGAAAAUCCGUCAGUUGAUCGAUGUCGAGUCUCGUCUAGCGGAAGGCUUCGUAGCCGAGCGCAAGUCGUCAGUCAAGUCCAAAAUCUCCGAUGCCAUGUCCGAAGGCGCCCUGCGCAGCUUCGCCUUUGAAGAAACAGGUCACGGCACAGAAGUGCGUGGGUUGCCGAAGAAUGUGCCGAAGAAACCUCGCAAGUUGCUACCUCAUAUGCUUCCAGACAGCGCACCCGGGCGGAAGCCUAAGGCCGCGGACGACGAGAGCCGCAAAUGCCGGCGCAAGAAGGGCGCCGACACGGACGACGACAAUGAGCCGGACGAGCGUCACAGCUCGCGACCGGCACGGCCCAGGUCCCGGCGGCGGGAUGACACGGCUGAGGAAGACGAGCUACGGACACCGCGCCGCAAGGUUCGGCCGCCGGUCGUCCAACACGCGCCUCAGCGACCCAAGCCGAAAAGUCGACUGCUGCUGCUGGAAGAAGAAGAGCACAAACGCUCUCGCGAGGACGAUUCUCCCAGGGUGCGACGAGGCAGUCCAAAGCUUCGCAGACGCGGGGACCAGGACCGGUCACCCAAGAGACGUGGAAGUCCGAGCAAGUCGACGCACAGGCAGCUGAUCAAGGUCCAGGAAGGCGUUCCCGUCAAAAUCAGCCUCAGCGGAAAGAUGCUUGAAGGAAAGAAAAGGCGUUCCAAGUCAGGUGACAAUUUUACGGAGACUGCGCCAGACGCUACGCGGAAGAGCGCCAUUUCUGUGACCGAGGUAUCGUCAUCUAUCUCCAUCAGCGACUCCAUCACUGAAGCCACGACAGUGGUGCAUAAAUCUUCGAGCGAUGGCACCAUCGUGGGCAAGCGCUCCAUCUCGUUCGGAACUCCACGAAACAAACCGGCCAAGGCGCGCACGCCCUCCAGCGGUGCUCGUUCGGGCAAGGGCUCUAGCCAGGUUUCCGUGCUGACUGUGUCCAUUAGCGACAGUGAGGACGUGGAUCCCCGUGGACCACCGCAAUCCAGGAGAGCGCGUGCCCUCCUGACGCCCAGGUCGCGGCCGGAGAGCCCCCCAUGGACAUCAACGCAGCCAACUCAGCACGUGACGCGGUCGUGCAGCCGCCACCUCGCCAUGCAGCGGGCGGCGCAAAUGCGCGGCUACUCGAGAAGCCCUUCGCCAAAGCCCGGCUACGCGGUGGCAUCGGGGCGUAUGUACUCGGCAAGCCCUACACGUGUGCGCAGUCCCAUGCGUGUGCCCAGCCCUCGGAGGACGGUGUUUCAAGUCCUGGAUGAGAGCGCCUACUAUGCCGAGCCAGUGGUUCGGGACCGCGCACGCCUUAUGCGUCGCGAAGACCAACGCUUCCAAAUGGCCGCGGAUGAUCCGAAGCCUCAGCGCGACGGCAAGUGGCAUGAGCCGAAGCUUCGUGUGAGCUACGCGGCUCGUGUGCCAUCACGUGGCAGCCAUUCGGACAGUUCUGUCAGCUAUAGCGUGUCCUCAAAAACUGCACUGGACUACGAGAGGGGCGAUAGCCCACCAGGGUAUUAUCGGACCGCUUCUCAGCUCGAUCGAUACCGUGAACCAUCCAGGGCAAGGUCGUACAGUUCGACCCCACAACUUUGUUACGAGGACUCGCCUUCGAGAACGUAUCGCGAUCAUUCACCAACAAGAGGUUACGUGGAAGGAUUGAGAAAUGCUUCUGGUGUACCCACAGACGACCGUGACGUUUCACUGUCGAGAAUCAGCGGAUACUCAUCGCCGAAAGCAGGCUGUCAGGGCUCGACUGGAAAAAUGCUAGUCAGCGUCAGUUCGUCGAGACUAGUCCGUAGCGCGUCCCUCCCCAGAGACAGCCCUAGCACAUCCGCUCCGAGGGUAUCUCGCAGAGGUUCUCAGUCAAGGCUCGCUCGUGAGGCCAGUGCUUUCAGAGGGGCACGAAGCACAUCACCUCGCCAAAGCCGCAGUAUGUCCCCCCGGAAACCAGAUACGUCGCUAGCAAGAAUAAAGGUUCGUGCUGCGUCAUCGUUGCAUCUUGGUUAUGAGACAUCAUCAUCUCGUACGGAAAGUUCACGCAGACUGACCCGGAGAGCCUCUCCGGACUGGCUCGAACGCAAUGGUUUGCUCCCGAAAGGGCCUUUGUCCCCGCCACCACCAAAACCCCCAGUGCCUCCACCAAUGCCACCCCCUAAAGGCUUCUCAAUGGGACCGCUUGGUUUCGAGAGCACCAGCACGUCAGCUUCAGCCAUACGUAUAACCAUGUCCCCGCCUCCCAUGCCCCCUGUCCCGCCCAUGUUGCCGCCACCAACACCCACUGAAAUAGCAGCUUUACAGGCUGUAACGAUAACGAUGAAAGAUCUGGGACGGGAGCAAAGUUCCUCCGAGCAUGAGCUGUGCGCGGCGGAACUUCAGCGUCAGAUACUGGAGAAGCAGCAACUUCAACUUGAGCAACUGCUUCAACUUCAACAAACGCAAGAUUUUCAUCCACUGGAAGACGUCGAUGAACAGCAGUUGCAGCAGCAACUUAAAGAGCUGCAGAAAGUUCUACAACAGCAAGAAGGUGCACCCGUACUCCAGGUGCAGUUUCAAAGCCCGGCUGACCCAUCCGGGAAGCCUUCAACGCCGCUAGCUCAGUCUGUGCUUCAAGUGCAGUUUCAAAGUCCAUCACAGCCGCUGCCUCAAGUUUUUCAAGCUCAAAUCCCGACAAGAGCAGAGAGCCCCGGUGUGAUACAAGUUCAGCUCCAAAGUCCAAUUGCACCUUCGGAACCACAGCAAACGGAGUCCUUCAGUCAGAUUACUUCGCGUGUUGCGCAUCCAGAGCAACCAGGAGUACUGCAGGUCCAGCUUCAAAGUCCAUUAGACUUUCAAGCCCAACCAGUUUCCACCCAAGAAACUACACAACCCGGUGAAGUUUCAAUUUUACAAGCGCAGCUGCAGAGUGCUGUGGAUUUUUCUGCUCCGGCAGGACCUUCUCAAGUUGACCAGCUCAGCGUCCUCCAGAGCCCUUUAGAGCCUAAAAGCACAGCAUCGGAUCACGCAGGACUGUUUCAGAUGCAACUGCAGGGGCUAAUGGAUUUUUCUCAACAGCCACUCGCACAACAACAAUCUGAUCAACUUGGAGCAAUGCAAGCACAGCUGCAAAGCCAGCUGGGGUUUCCCAUGCAAGCGUCAUCUCAGGCUCAACAACCUGGGCAACCCGGUGUAAUCCAAAUGCAAUUCGGCAGUCCAUCAACGGCUUCUACAGGGUUCAUUGGCCAACAGACGGCGCAAGAAAGCCUGCUUGACCAGACAUUCCUGCAAUCAUCAACGCCACAAAUGGAUUUUUCCGGUCAGCUAAUGCCUGAAGUCCAUGUGGCCGGUUCGUCAAUACCGCAAAUCGGACUUUCAUAUCAAACAAUGUCUCAGAUGGAGCAGUCGAUGCAUCAAACAGGGCAGCUUGACCAGCUUGGUCCAUCAAUGCAAGAUCAGUCGUUUCUUCAAAUGCAGAUGCAAAGUCCACUGAUGACUUCAGCAGACUUCUCUAGCCAGCCAUUGCUGCAGUCACCUUUUCCAUGUCAGGAAAUGUCGCAAGAGCAAGGACUUGGCCAGAAUAUGCUUCUAGAGCAACAGAAAAGGCAAUUCUCACUACAAAUGAAUCACGGAACGUCUUCGAUGUCUAACUUUAUGCAGGAAUCGGUACAAGCUAUGCAAGCCUCAGGACAUGGGAUACCUGCUAUGCAAGGAAUGCAGGACUGGGCCCGUGAGCAAAUUCCAGGGGAGCCUAUGCCAUACAUGCAAGAGUGGGGGUCUGCGAUGCAUAUGCCUGGACAACAUUUUCAGAUGUCGGAGCGAAUGCCCGGAACAGCUAUGCGAGAUGCCAGACGUCAAGCUAUGAAUCAAAACUCGUUGUUCAACCAAACACCACCACAAGAAUUUCCGUUCAGCCGUGGAAUGUCUCGAAAAGUGGCACCAAGUUCUUCCGUGCAAAUUAUGAAUGAAAUGAUGCAGGAAGAUCUACUUGCUAGUCGAUCAUCGCCGCAGAUGCAAAUCGCCGAACGAAGAAUGGAAGUUCAGCCCUCUGCAGAGUCGCCUUUUCGGGACCCGUUUCAACAGAGAUCCCAGCCACAUACAGUGGUUAUGUUUCAGAGGUCUGAUCGGGAUAUUCGCCUUCCUCGACAAGAGAGCACACCAGAGCCAAGGAGUAGCGAACCGGGCAUGCAGCGCUAUCCGUGGUGCAGCCCCGAGGAACUUGCGAAACGGCCGUUCUUCUGGGGUACACCUGAGCCAAGGAGUAGCGAACCGGGCAUGCAGCGCUAUCCGUGGUGCAGCCCCGAGGAACUUGCGAAACGGCCGUUCUUCUGGGGUACACCUGAGCCAAGGAGUAGUGAACCGCGCAUGCAGCGCUUUCCCUGGUGCAGCCCCGAGCAACUAGCGAGACGGUCGUUGUUCUGGGGUACACCUGAGCCAAGGUCGCCACCCUCGGAUGCAUUCCCGCAGGCGCUUUCACCGCAGACGCCUUCCAGAACGGAGAUGUACCCUGGAAUGGUUUUUGAAUCGCCGCCCAUGCGUUGUCUUGAACCAUCAUUGCCUAUGCCCUCACCUUUACUACCCACAAAACCCCAGGUUUACCAAAGCUUCUUGGGUUUGCCUUCGCCUAAACAACCCACGAGACCCCGGGCUUACCAAACCUUCUUGCGUAUGCCCUCGCCUAUACAACCCACGAGAACCCGGGGGCCCCAUCCUUACGAAAGCUUCUUGCAUAUUCCACCUUCGCCUAUACAACCCGCCCACCAAAGCUUCUUGCGCCAUGCCCGUUCCCAGGACGCCUCUCCAGGAUUUCAUCAAUCCACGCCAAUACCGCAGCAGCAAUCAGAGCAGCCGAAAACGCCCCAGAUGCUGUUAAAGCCACCACAGCUGCCACAGCCGGCACGUACGCUGCAGCUGCAGCAGACGCCGCAGCCGCAGCAGCCGUCACCACAACCGCAGCCAUCGCAGUCACCAAAACAGCAGCUGCCGAAACCAUCGCAGUCAUCGCAAUCCCCGCAGCCACCAAAGCCUCCGCAGCCUGCGCAAACACCGCAGCAGCAACAGCAACAGCAGCCUGCGCAGGAGCAGCAGCAACAGCCGAAACAAGUUCACCAAAAGCUCCAGCAAACAGCGCAAAAUAGUGAGCCAUGUAUGCAGCAGAUUCCGCUACCCGUGACAGGCUACGAGCCUACAAUGCAAGGGCCUCCGUUUCCGAGGUUUCCGUUCCGUAUGCAGCGACCUCGCUCAGCAACACCUCUCAGAACACCUUCUCCUCUUCCGCCGAGACCCCCGUCCCCGUCGUUCAGUCCUCAAUCGCCACCACCGCGGUUUACCGACCUGCGUCAGCUUGAAUUCCAGACAAGGCUGCAGCAACAGAUGUUAGAGCAACAGCAGCAGCAAAUGCAGGAGCAAAUGAUGGCAGCAGCGCGCCUACAAUGUCCACCAAGGCCUCCAAGAAGCCCUACCGGCCCAGUCCCAAUGCACCGAAGCUCGCCCAAUCUUUUACCACCGUAUGGACAACAAAUGUUUAUGCAACAGCAGAUGCAAGACCAGUACCGUAUGCAAAGAAUGCAGCAAGCCAAUCAGAUUAAUCGUCUUCGGGACAUGGGAAGCGAUACUGAUGGUGGGGGUUACUUGCGCCGAAAGAUGCUCAGCGGUACAAAAAGCAGCCUGCCUGACAUGGUCAGUCCGUCAGAUUACGGAAAUACUACUGUAAACACAAAAUCAUUGGCAGCUGCAUCAAACUUGAUAGAAAAAAGGAAGCCACCGCCGCUCCCACCGCACAUUCAUGCGCACGCACAUGCGCAUAGGAAACAGAACUAUCGACAUGCUGCAAUCGAAACGAGAAUGCGCAAUUCUCAAACUGAGAUGGUUGUUUAUUUUGUCGUGUUACUAGCCACAAUUAUUGGUCUCUGGACUGUAUUGGACAUUUACGGACGACGUACUGCUGUGCACUCAUUAAAUGGUAGUUACAUAGCAAUUCCCAACGCUACCAUGAAGGGUUUCAGAGACAGCUCAGGCCAGAACGGCGUUCCUGUCAACAUAAGCGGGCAACCUGGCUUUGAACUAUGUAGUUCAUCAGCAUGCCUAGCCGAAGGCAGCUACGUGUCGCACCAGCUAAACUGGAACGUGAACCCCUGCGAAAGCAUGUACGAGUUCGUAUGCUCGAACAGCCCGGCCAAACCCGCUGAUGAGUUGCUUCUGUCCGACAUGGAAACUUCGCUGCUGCGCAAGCUUCGAGGUACAUCCACCGUAGGAAGCCCUGCAAUGAAGCUUAUACAAGACCUCUGGAAAGAGUGCCUAGAUCAAGAGACACGCAAUCGCCUAGGCUGGGGCCCCCUGAAGCACAUGUUCAAGGCUACAUCACUGGCAGACUGGCCAUACCAGCAGUUCACCACACAAGGAGAGCCAGCUAUUUGGCAGGCCGCAGCUCGCGCACUGCGCUACUUCGGCUUGGCCACGCUAGUUUUGUUAGAGCCCAGUGAACACCCUUUGUUGGGACGCAGCCCUCUGCUGGCCUUGGACAAGCCUGUGCUGCUGUUGCAUCCGGGAAAUGACAGCUCCUGGUACUACGAAGCAAUUUCCUUGGCCCUAUCUUCAGUAGCUCGCAAGAAUGUUGCCAAACACUCGGUAGCCUUGGACGUGACAAACUUCGCACGGCAGCUGUCCAGCGUUGUGCGGUCGCCGGGCGCCUCGGGUGACUUGGGCCGCGACGCCAAGCUGGAGCGUCUCCGCAGUGUGCCUCGCUACCGGGCAUUGCUGGCGGGCUACCUGCAGAAUGACAGCCUCGUGAACGACGACACUGAGCUGCUCCUGAGGGCGCCAGAGUACGCCAUCCGCCUCGGCUACCUGAUGGAUGACACGGCGCCGCACGUGGUGUUGAACUACAUCGGGUUCCGGCUGCUUGUUCACGUGUCGCCAUUUGUUCCCGAGUCGCUGCGCAAGCUGGUGCCUCUGCGGGCUCGACAGCUGGGACUGGGUGACCACGGCCCGGGACAGUUGGUGUGCCUGCGUGCCGUCGAGCACGCGUUACCCACGGUCUUCUACCGCGCGGCGUACGAGUUGCACCGGCCGCUGCUGGACGCACUGCUUGCGGCCGACCUGGGCGGCGUGCUGAAGCAGGCGCUGGCGUCACGGCUGGCACUCCUGCGCUGGCUGGACGGCGAGACGCGCGACCGUGCUCUACAGCGGCUUCACCAGCUCGAGCCUCGCCUGUUGUUCCCACCGUGGGUGACCGACACGGCCAAGGCAGAGCACGACGUUCGCCAGGCACCACGCGUGAUCGUGGGCGAAGGCCUCCGCUCGUACGCACGCAUCACCAAGCAUCUGAUGCAUCGCCGGCUGCAGAGCGCCGACCCGUGGCUCGGCCAGCCGCCUUCAGACGACCAGUGCUGGCUAGGUCCCGGCCGCCGCAUCCUCUACGUACCACUGACGGCACUGAAUGCGAGUGCGCCGCCUCAGGAGCCCUUCGUGCUGUUGCAGCUGGCGCGGCUAGGCGAACGUGCGGCGCGCUGCCUCGUACGCCUGGUGCUGGACGGUGCUGGCAGCCGUGCCGAGGACCCGCGAGCAUGGUGGACGCCCGCGGCGCGCCAGGGUCUUGCAGAGCUGCGCAAGUGCUACGCGCUGCAGAGCCGCGGCGACCGGCCGACCGCCGCUGAGGAGAGCGGCGCCCUGGUCGUCUCGCACGCGGCCUUCGAGGCACGCAUGCCGGCGCUCGACUUCCGUCUCGAAAACGCCGUUUCCAUGUCCCUGGACCAACUCUUCUUCAUCCACUACACGCUCGGAUACUGCACCGCCGACUCCGAUGUGGCGCGACGCGUCAAUUUGGCCCUGCUCAACUUCGGCGGUUUCCAGCGAGCGUUCACUUGCGACGCUGGGACUCCGAUGAACCCGCGCAAGAGCUGUGACUUCUGGUGAACGGCUCCGGUUCUUCCAAAGACUGGCGAGCUGGCCGUGGGUUCUCUAAAGCAUGUGCCCUCACUUGUUACUUGUUGCAACGCGUGGUAAUCGGCUGCGACGGAAACCGGCCACACGUAUGAACAACCUAGCAAGUGCACCAGGCAUGUGCAGUGUCCUUUUGCAACUGUGUGUGAGAAGAAAUUUUUUUUUUUGCAUGUGUGUUUAGAAAGCUUCAGAACAGGGGUGGUGGUUGCAAAUAAAGUUUG
Dermacentor silvarum is the source of this 9837-nucleotide messenger RNA. Its product is annotated as serine/arginine repetitive matrix protein 2-like. The record is from RefSeq and is a predicted model, not a curated record. Lineage: Eukaryota; Metazoa; Arthropoda; Arachnida; Ixodida; Ixodidae. The coding region runs from base 65 to 9589 and encodes 3174 amino acids. Gene Ontology annotation, molecular function: metalloendopeptidase activity. Gene Ontology annotation, biological process: protein processing. The transcript has 2 exons. Gene Ontology annotation, cellular component: plasma membrane.